GAUGACCAGAGACUGCAGACAUAGUACAGGAGAUGACCAGAGACUGCGGACGGUACAGGAGAUGACCAGAGACUGCGGGCACGGUACAGGAGAUGACCAGAGACUGCGGACACGGUACAGGGAUGACCAGAGACUGCGGACACGGUGCAGAGGAUGACCAGAGACUGCGGACACGGUGCAGAGGAUGACCAGAGACUGCGGACACGGUACAGGGGAUGACUAGAGACUGCGGACACGGUACAGGGGAUGACCAGAGACUGUGGACACGGGACAGGGGAUGACCAGAGACUGCAGACACGGUACAGGAGACCACAGACUGCAGAC
This is a messenger RNA of Staurois parvus, 324 nucleotides long. The record is from the annotation of a GenBank genome assembly. Lineage: Eukaryota; Metazoa; Chordata; Amphibia; Anura; Ranidae.